Dioscorea cayenensis subsp. rotundata (Guinea yam) is the source of this 2856-nucleotide messenger RNA. RefSeq names its product receptor-like protein EIX2. The record is from RefSeq and is a predicted model, not a curated record. Lineage: Eukaryota; Viridiplantae; Streptophyta; Magnoliopsida; Dioscoreales; Dioscoreaceae. Bases 1 to 2856 code for a protein of 951 amino acids. Gene Ontology annotation, molecular function: protein binding. The transcript is spliced from 2 exons.
AUGGCUGCCAUGUUUUCUCUCCUUCAAGUGCUACUACUAGUGCUUGCUUUACAACACAGUGCAGUUGCUACAAAUUGUAAAGAAAGAGAGAGACAUGCUCUUCUUGAACUCAAGAAAGGCUUCAAAGAUCCAAGCAAAAGGCUCUUUUCAUGGGAGGGACAAGAUAACUGCUGCAUGUGGGAAGGUGUUCAGUGUGACAACAAAACUGGAAAUGUCAUUGGACUGGACCUAAGGAACACAGUCUCAUACUACCAAGAAGUUGGUGAUCUCUAUAUUAUAUCUUCAAGGCUUGAAGGAGCUGGCUUUAAGGGAACCAUUCCUUCUUGUUUGGGGAAUCUAUCAAGUUUGCAAACUCUUGAUCUAUCAAACAAUGGAGUUUAUCAAUAUGAACCUUCUCAUCAAUGGCUUUCUCAUCUUACUUCAUUGCAGCAUCUUGUUGUGAGUGGUGUCACCUUUAGCAGCAACUCAUCUACAAGCUUACUGUUAGCUCUUAACAAGCUUCCUUCCCUGGUGGAGAUAAGUUUGUCUGAUUGUAUGCUUGAAAGCAUUCCUCUUUUUAUUCCCAUUCUCAACUUCUCAUCUCUCUCCAUUCUUGAUCUCUCUGAAAAUAAUAUAAAUUCCUCUAUGCCUGGAUGGUUUUUCAAUCUCUCCAUACUUGAAUAUCUAGAUCUCACCAGCAAUGACUUUCAUGGCAGAGUUUCUCAUAACUUGGUCAACAUGACUUCCCUCAAGAGUCUCAACUUGGGAGUUAAUGACUUCAGUGAAGAUGCUAUACCUGAAAGCAUAGGCAGCCUAUGCAACUUGGAUACUCUGGAUUUAUCAAGGUGGAACAUCAGCAAGAGAUUUGCUGAAUUUGGUGGUGUUUUUUCAGGAUGUCUUAGGAACAGUCUCACUCAUUUGCAUCUAAGUUCUGCAUCUCUGAAAGGAAUUAUACCAGAUUGGAUUGGAGACAUCAAGAACCUGCAGGUUCUUGAUCUGUCAAACAAUUUUCUUUAUGGUUCUGUGCCUUCAUCUCUUGCAAGAUUGUCUUCUCUUCAGGAAAUGAUACUUGUUUCAAAUGAGUUGAAUGGGACUGUGCCAGAGGAUAUUGGAAAACUCUCAGAGCUGGUAAAUCUAAAUCUUGGUGAGAACCACUUGAAUGUUGUUUUAUCUGAAACACAUUUUACUAAACUUGAGAAACUGGAAAUAUUAUUUCUCUCCUACAAUCCCUUGGUUUUCAAUGUGAGUUCUCAUUGGAAUCCUCCUUUCAUUCUUAAAACAUUGAGAAUCAGCUCUUGUUCACUGGGAACCCAAUUCCCAACAUGGCUCCAAACACAGCAUGAACUGCAUGCGCUAGACAUGUCUGAUGUUGGAAUUGCUGACACAGCACCAAUCUGGUUUUGGAACUUAACUACUAAGCUUUUCAGUUUAGAUCUUUCUCAUAAUCAGAUUGAGGGAAGCAUUCCAAAAACUUCUAGUUUUAGAGACAGUUUCAGCAUUGAUCUCUCUUCCAACCGGUUUUCCGGAACCUUGCCAGAGUUUGGUUCAAUUACCCGAAUAUUGGAUCUUUCAAACAACACAUUCUCAGGGCAUAUUCCUGCAAGCAUUGGGGAAAGAAUGCCGGACAUGUUCUACCUAUCUGCAUCGAUGAACAAGUUGAGUGGCAGAGUUCCUUCUUCACUCUGUCAAAUGAAGGGAAUGGGAGCUGUUGAUCUUUCCAAAAACCAAUUAUCCGGUGAACUCCCUGAUUGUUGGCUCAACUCUUCAGCACUGCAAAUUUUAGACUUCUCAAACAACAAUGUAAUUGGAGGCAUACCGGAAUCAAUUUGUGAUAUGCCUUCUUUGACAUCAUUGCACUUGAGUAAUAAUAACUUGUCUGGGGAGUUCCCUGUUUCUCUAAAGAAAUGCAGUGGGUUAACUGCACUUGAUCUCAGUCACAACAGUUUCACUGGAAGCAUACCAACUUGGAUAGGAGAAAGUCUGUCAAGUUUGGACAUUCUCAGCUUAAAAUCAAACAUCUUUCUUGAUCACAUUCCACCAGAAAUUUCUCAGCUCACAAGUCUUCAAAUCUUGGAUUUAUCAAGCAACAAUCUUUCUGGUCCUCUUCCCCGGACUUUGGGCAACUUCAGUGUAAUGCAAGUACCUCAGAAGAUUGGCAAAGGACUGAGGAAUGUACAAGAUUAUAAAGAGAGUUUGUUACUCAUCCUCAAGGGAAGAGAGGAUGAGUAUAAUAUAAAGCUUCUUUCACUUCUGAAAGUCAUAGAUUUUUCUGGAAAUCACUUGUCUGGUGACAUUCCUGAAGAUCUAACAAGUUUGUAUGGUUUGCAGGCUUUGAACCUCUCAGGAAAUUACUUAGAAGGUGAGAUUCCAAACAAGCUGGGUAGAUUGCAGCAAUUGGAAACACUAGACUUGUCAAGAAAUGAGCUCACUGGAAGCAUACCUUGGUCCUUCUCAAACUUGAGUUUCUUGAACCAUUUGAAUGUGUCUUAUAACCACUUGACAGGAAGAGUACCAUCAGGCAAUCAAAUGAACACCUUCACAGACCCCUCCAUUUACAUUGGAAAUGAUCUUUGUGGAUUCCCACUUGGAGUGGAGUGUGCUAAAGAUGGUGAAAGAAACAGGGAAGGACCAAGUGAAGAAGAGGAUGAUGAGGAGGAUGAUGUGAUGUUAUGGUGGUACAUUGGAUCAACGUCAGGGUUUGCAGUAGGAUUUUGGAGUGUUUGGGGUGUUCUUAUCUUCAAGAAGAGUUGGAGGUAUGGCUGGUUCUAUUACACAAAUAUAGUUUGUGGCAUGAUCUAUGUGGCUGUUGUUUUGAGCUUUGCAAGGAUCAAGAAGAAGAUGAUGAUGCUGAUGAUAUUCAGGGGACGUGAAGGUUAA